ACCAUCGACCUGAAAACAUCUAACAACAAGAUGCCGAAGGUUUCAUUGAAGAAGUGGAAAUCAGCUCUGACCUCCAUCAUCGAGGAACUGGAUGAGUCCCAGUACAAAAAGAUGCUGUUAUUUCUGAAAAAAGUCCCUAAAGGUCAGAAGACCGGCAAAGUGUUAGAAGACAUGGUGGAAAAAAUCAUUGAGUGCUACGGAGAAAGGAAAUCCAUCACUGUGAUCAAACGUGUGAUGGACAAGAUUCCCAGGAAGGACGCUGCAGUGCAGGGCCGGCUGAAACCCUUUCUGGUCCUGGAAAAAGAGGAGAAAAAAAGAGGGUCGAGGAAGAAGAGCAGAGCGAGUUGGUCACCUUUAAGUAACCUGGAACUGAAUGCUGCAGCAGAGAGGAGCUGCCCACCUGAGCAGGACUCAGCUGAAGCAUCAGAAGCUAGAAACAACUCAGAGCCUAUUUCCAGUUCAUCCGUUAGCCAGGCGUCAACACAAACAUUUGUGGAGGCUGCAGAGAGGGAGGGAGGCACCCGUGGUGGAUGGAGGAAAACCAUCAUGGGUCUGAUAUCCAGUGGAAACAUUGAGGAAAAUGAAGCUGUUGUUGGCAAAGUUGUUCAGAUGAGCAAAUUGCUCUCAUAUAAGACCAGAGAUGGGAAGGAAAGGAUGUACUUUAACCUGUCCAUCGCUGAUGAGACGGGCUGCAUCAGAGUGAUGGUGUAUGGAGAAAAGCACCACUCCCAGAUCAAGAUCGACAGCUCCUAUUUGUUCCGGAAGCUCAAAAUAGAGGAAAAGGUUUUAAAGGUUUUCUUUCAGAGCAAAGUGUUGGACACGAAAGCAGUCGAAGUGCCUGAGGAGGUUGAAAUGGAGGCUAAGACUCUGCUGCAUGAAGAGGUCCCGGUUUGCUCCAUCGCAGAAGUAAAAAAGUCUUCUGAGAAUGCUUCAGUGAGCAUCCAGGGAGUCGUGACCGAGAUUAAUCCAGUCAUCAGGAAGAAUAAGACCAGACGGCAAAUAUUCGAUCUAAAAGAUGAAACUGGUUCCAUCAGCAUCUGCAUGUGGGGCAAAGAAACCCUGCAGUGCAGCAGAAUGUCAACCGGAGACACAGUGAAGGUGACCGGCCUGAAAAUCCACUGCUACUACGGCCAAAAGUCCCUGAAGUCAACUGGAUACACCACACUUCAACAGCUGGUCUUCCUGCAGAUUUGCUGCACCAACAUCCAGACUGUCAGGAUUAAGAUCCAAGCCAUCACCAAAGCCAAUAAGACCAGCACUCAUGUGGAGGCCGAGUCCAACCAGCAGCUUCAAACACUCAUUGUGCCUUCUCGACUCCUGGCGGAAGCUUUUAGAUUGCCACCGGAUGCUGAUCUUAAAGCCAACCUCCUGGAGCACCUGCCAAUCUCUGCUGAAGCAGAAAUACAAGGACAUAAAGUUAAAAAAUUAAUGAGAGUUUAACAAAACAAACCUGUUAUGUGCGUCUCUGUCAGCAUGGCCGUUUUCUUUAUGUGGAUGAUUAUAAGCACCGCGGCCUCAAAGCAAAAAGGUCGCUGAUUCGAGCCUCGGCUGGGGGUUUGAACAGCGGCCUUUCUGUGUGGAGUUUGCAUGUUCUUCCCAUGUAUGCGUGGGUUCUCUCCGGGUUCUCCAGCUUCUUCCCACCGUCCAAAGACAUGAUGUUAGGUUAGCUGGUCACUCUAAAUUCUCCCUAGGAGUGAGUAUAAGCGGUUGUUUGUGUUGGCCCUGCGAUGGACUGAAAACCUGUCCAGGUCCACCUGUCCAGUGUGGAAGUAAUUUUAAUGCAUAUGGUAAUAGAUCAUAUUUACUCAUAUAACAAUCACAAGUGGAAUCAUUCUUUUAUUCAUAUGAUACAUUUAUUCAUUUAUUAUCCUCAAUUACAUUUCAUAAUGUGUAUUUUCCUUAUAUAGAACAUUGAAGUUAUUAUUCUCCUGGUGGGUUCUUGUGUGAGGUCAAGCUGACCACUUUCCUUCCAGACUCGUGAUAUGGGGAAAGGUUGAGACUGACGGGGCAGCGGCUUGAUACGAACAGUUGUUUAGAAAAUAUCAGCCUGUUUGGGCGAGACAAUAAGGGAACGGCGCCUCACAGUCUCUCCUUCCCUUUAUCAGUUCAGAGACUGGCCUUCAGCUUGGAUCAGGUUGAAUAAAACUGAUUCCUAAAAUGUAACAAAUCAGAGUCCUUUUGUUUGCACCCGGAGUUAACAAGACA
Molecule: messenger RNA, 2205 nt
Organism: Melanotaenia boesemani (Boeseman's rainbowfish)
Lineage: Eukaryota; Metazoa; Chordata; Actinopteri; Atheriniformes; Melanotaeniidae
Exons: 10
Coding region: 31-1440 (469 amino acids)
Source: RefSeq, a predicted model, not a curated record